Messenger RNA from Cheilinus undulatus (humphead wrasse), 1000 nucleotides. Its product is annotated as ADP-ribosyl cyclase/cyclic ADP-ribose hydrolase 1-like. The record is from RefSeq and is a predicted model, not a curated record. Gene Ontology annotation, biological process: positive regulation of B cell proliferation. Gene Ontology annotation, cellular component: plasma membrane. The transcript has 9 exons. NCBI's taxonomy places the organism in Eukaryota, Metazoa, Chordata, Actinopteri, Labriformes, Labridae. Gene Ontology annotation, molecular function: phosphorus-oxygen lyase activity; NAD+ nucleosidase activity. Bases 1 to 867 code for a protein of 288 amino acids.
AUGAAAACAUCUGCAUCUUUUGUGAUGAUUUGCGUGACAGUAUGGGUUUUUAUUCUCCUUUUCUGCCCCGGUCCUCUGAGAGCCCGGCUCGGCACCACCCCCAACAUCAAACACAUCGUGGUCGGAAGGUGCUACAAUUACAUCACACUGGUUAACCCCAGCUUAAGGCAUGACUGUGACGACAUCUGGAGACACUUUGAGGAGGCAGUUGUCCGUCAGUCCUCUUGUAACGUGACGGUGGAGGACUAUCACCCCAUGUUUUACUCCAUGCCACAAGCCUGGCCUUGUGACAGAUUCCUGUUCUGGAGUAAAACCAGGUCGCUCAUGCACAGCUACGCGGCUGUGGUUCGUCACUUUUGGACUCUCGAGGACACGCUGGUGGGCUACAUGUUCAACGACCUCGUCUGGUGUGGACAAGAGGAAGACUCAGAUUUUGACUUCGGCUCCUGCCCGGAGUGGUCGGCAUGCAGGAAUCAUCCGGUGUAUUCCUUAUGGAGGCAAGCGUCACAAAAUUUUGCAGAAAUGGCGUGUGGCAACAUCACCGUGUUGCUGAACGGGUCCAUUGAGAACGCCUUCAAUAAGAAAAGCAUGUUUGGAAGUGUUGAACUGGACAGUCUGAACCCUCACAGGGUGGAUUAUGUCAACAUAAAGGUGGUGACCAAUCUGGAGGGACCCUUUCUAGAAUCAUGUCACCAAGGAUCCAUCGUAGACCUCAUCCACAUCCUUCAGUCCAGAGGCUUCAGGUGGACGUGCACAGACAAUGACCAGACCCUGAUGAUCCUUCAGUGCAUCCAGAACCCGGAACAAUCCGUGUGCCAAACAUGUGCGAACAACCUCAUCCAUCAGAAGAAAGCUACAAUCAAAUAAAUCACACUCGCCCUGUUAUUCAGCUGUUUAUCAGGAAAGUUGCAUCAAAUGAAAUAUUUGCUUAAAUAUUCCCCACAUUGGUGUUUUCUUUAUUCCCUCCUAUUUUUGUUGCUCUUAUUUCAUCAGAAAGUUC